This is a messenger RNA of Acanthochromis polyacanthus (spiny chromis), 2177 nucleotides long. Its product is annotated as CD209 antigen-like. Lineage: Eukaryota; Metazoa; Chordata; Actinopteri; Pomacentridae. Bases 124 to 1485 code for a protein of 453 amino acids. The record is from RefSeq and is a predicted model, not a curated record. The transcript has 7 exons.
UAAACUUCAUUUCAUAGAGCAUAAGUGAGAGCUACAGGACCUUAGGCCUUACUCGUUUCUUCAUUUUUCUUCCACUGUGUCUGUAAUCAUCUCUAAAAGAGUGCUCACUACACAGAAGCACAGAUGACUGCAGACAGCGACGACAGUAAAGUUGCCUACAAGCAGCUUUUUGGGGAUAGCACCCAAUCCACCUUUUCAGUUUAUGUGUUGAGAAACAACCCGUUCAAGGUUGUUACAGUUUGCCUCGGGCUGCUGGCUGUUGUCCUGCUGGCUGGGGUCAUCGGUCAGAGUGUACACUAUCAAAAUGUAGAGCGAGACCGUCAGAACAAUUUAACAGCUAUGCGUGAGGUGAAAGAUAACCUGCAACAGAGCCUGAAUACAGCACAGAAACAGAAAAAGGAUCUGGAAACCGAGCGUAAUAAUUUACAUAUAAAUUAUGACAUGUUUUCUACAAAGAAAGAUCAAUUACAGAGGAGUUUCUACCGAAUGAGUGAUGAAACAAGCAAACUGAAACUUAGUCAAAUACAGUUAAAGACCGAUAACGCUGCUUUAAACAAAGAGUUAGAACAGCUGAAAGCCACUAAAGACCAACUGCAGACAAACACCAGUACCUUGAGUGCAGCCAAAAACGUGUUACAAAAACAAUAUGAUUCAGUUCUUAGACACAGAAAUGAGUUGCAGGCCAGUUAUGACUCAACCACCAAAGAAAGAGACAACUUACAGAACAAGUGCAACAACGUGACCAGAGCCAGAGAGCAGCUCCAGUUAAGUUACAAUGACUUGAUCAUGAGAGUAGAAUAUUUGCAGGGCAGAUAUAAUGCCACUAUCAGUGAGAAGGACAAGAUAGCAAGCAGUCACCAAAACCUGACAUCAGCAAGGGAUACCCUGGAGACCUCUUAUGACUUAGUUAAAAAGGCAGAAAAAGAGUUGCAGGCUUCUUAUGCAUUGCUGCUUCGGGAAAAAAACGACAUUGAAAGCAGCGUGAAGAACAUUACGGCAGAGAGAGACCUGUUGAAGGUGAAAAACGACAAUCUGACUGCUGAGAGAGACCAGCUGCUGGCGAAAGUUAACAUGCUGAACAAAUUCAUUCAAGAGAAGAAAUGCCCCAGCGGCUGGAUGAAGUUCCAGGACAGCUGCUACUAUGCUUCUAAGAGCAAGUUAAGCUGGUCCUUGGCCAGAGCAUUCUGUAGCAGUAGAGAUGCACACCUUACAAUCAUAACGAGCCAAGAGGAAAUGGACUUCCUCAACACCUUGUAUACCCGUGACGAAGAAAUUUGGAUUGGACUGUCGGAUAGAGAAAGAGAGGGGAAGUGGAAAUGGGUAGAUGGGACACCGCUGACCAAAUCGUUCUGGGCUAGUGGCCAACCCAACAGCUAUGGCUUAAAGGAACAGGACUGUGCUGAGUUCUGGCGCCGUGGAUCAAGAAGUGGUCGGUGGAAUGAUGAAAACUGUGAUCUUGAACGACUCUUUAUCUGUGAGAUCUAGUUUUCCUGCACAGAGAGGAUUGAGGUGCAGCACGAUAUGUGACCAGUUUAUACACAGUGAUGCAAAGCAAUGCUAACAGUUGAAGCCUGAAAUUGACUCUUUUGCCAUAAGUAAUGUUUUAUGGACUUAAAUAUAGCAGGCAGCUGACGGCAUGGAUUAAUGUAGGUUGUUUUAAGCAAACUACAUUGCGAAUGUGGGACUAUGACUGGCGCAGAUGGAUCUGAGUUUUCCUUAAAUAUCUGUACAUACUGUAGCAACUAUUCUGUCUGUAAAAUAAUUAAUUUCAACAUUUACUAAUUAUAUGUGAGAGCUUUUUGUCAGCUGAGUUAAACCAUGACAGCUCUCUAGAGGGAGAUGCAUCUUACAGUUUUCCCAAAGCUGAAGAGUAAACAUCCAUGCUUAACAUUCUUAAGUUCCUUUUUUGUUGUCCUAGCAUAAAAAAAAACUUGAUUCGAUUUUUGAAACUGAUGUAACUAUGUUUCCUCUAAACUUUUCUCUUUUUUACACCCCUCUGUCUACCAACCUACUGUCUUGCAUACAAACAACCUUUCUCAGCCAUAUUAGCACGGUGUUAUCAAUAUUUGUAAUUGUGACAGCAAUGUUUUCUGAUAGCAGUGGUGUCAUAUUGACGCCACUGGCAAUGCCACAAUGACUUGCAACAAUCUGCAUUAAAAUUUUAUAUACACUUCGGA